This is a messenger RNA of Brassica oleracea var. oleracea, 2668 nucleotides long. Its product is annotated as WEB family protein At3g02930, chloroplastic-like. The transcript has 3 exons. Bases 223 to 2472 code for a protein of 749 amino acids. Gene Ontology annotation, biological process: reciprocal meiotic recombination. Lineage: Eukaryota; Viridiplantae; Streptophyta; Magnoliopsida; Brassicales; Brassicaceae. The record is from RefSeq and is a predicted model, not a curated record.
GUGGCCACUCUGGAGACAUAACCCCACCAACUUCCAUCAUUCUCUCUGUUGGUUCAUCAAUCGUUUCCUUAAUCUGAUGAACUGAAUCAUUGUGUCUCUCUCUCUUGAUCUCUACUCAAACAUGGCAACCCAGUUUUCAUGAGCAAAAUUUGAUUUUUCAAAGCUCCCAAGAUUCAAAAGUUUAUCACUGUAGCAGCAGGAGCAAACUGAAACUGUGUGGCUAUGGCUUCUAAGAUUAAAAGUGGUGCAUCCGAAACGACUCUGAGCAAAUCAUCUCCAGGAUCUCUAAGAGUGCCUAAACUGAGUCGGGUAAUGACAAGAUCUGAACCUAAUUCUCCUUCACCCACUCAGCAUUCACGACUUGACCGCUCUUCUGCUAACUCAAAGCCUUCUACUGAAAAGAGGUCUCCCAAGGUUCCAACUCCACCAGAGAAAACUCAAACACGUGCUGUGAAAGCAUCAGAGUCGCAACCUCGGUUGAUCCAGAUUAAGGAAGAUCUAAGGAAAGCGAAUGAGCUGAUAGCAUCCCUUGAAAACGAAAAAGCUAAAGCACUUGAUGAGCUUAAACAAGUGCGGAGAGACGCCGAAGAGGCGUCAGAGAAGCUUGAAGAGGCUUUAAAAGCUCAGAUAAAGGCCGAGGAGAAUUUUGAAAUCCAGAAAUUUGAGGUUGUUGAGGCAGGGAUAGAGGCAGUUCAGAGAAAAGAAGAAGAAAUGAAGAAGGAAAUCGAGAACGUCAAGAAACAACACGCUUCUGAAGCUUCAUCAGCUCUUCUUUCCGCCACCCGGGAGCUGGCGGCGGCCAACGACGCCAAGAGCAAGGUCCAGAGUGAAGCACAUGAUGCCACCAAGAUGGCUGCUAUCCAUGCGGAGAAAGUGGAGAUCUUAUCAUCCGAGCUGAUACGGUUAAAGGCUUUGCUUGACUCCACCAGGGAGAAAGAAACAAUCUCCAACAAGGAGAUUGCUUCGAAGCUAGGAGUGGAGAUAGUGGUCUUGAAAAGAGAGCUUGAGAACGCGAGAGGAUUCAAAGCAAAGGUCAAUGAGCUAGAGAGUGUCAUCGAGAGGCUUAAGGAAGAGUUACAUUCUGUAAAGACGGCGGAGACUUACGCACAGAGCUCAGCUGAAGAGUGGCGUAACAAAGCAGAAGAGUUGGAGGAACAGUUAGAGGAAGGUGAGGAGGUUAAGAGAUCUGCAUUGGUUUCUUUGGUAUCUAUGACGAAGCAGCUGGAAGAAAGCAAUGGUAGAUUGCAGGAUAUGGAGUCUGAAGUUACUGAUCUCAAGGAGAAGAUCAGGUUACUGGAGACGGUGGUUGCUAGGAAGAAGGAGGAUCUUGAGGAAUCUGAAGAGAGGCUAAGUGUUGCAGAAGAAGAAUUAUCAAAGGCCGAGAAAGUGGCGGUUAGAUUGAAGAACGAGCUUGAAACUGCGAAGGAGGAGAAGAGUCAGGCGUUAAAGAAGGAGCGAGAUGCUACCUCAAGUGUUCAAGUGCUAUUGGAAGAGAAAAACAAGUUAUUAUCAGAGCUGGAGAGCUCAAAAGAAGAAGAGGAGAAGAGCAAGAAAGCUAUGGAGAGUUUAGCUUCAGCGUUGCACGAGGUGUCGUGCGAAGCACGUGAGUUGAGAGAUCUGAAGCUUGUCAUGAAAGCAACGACCGAGAAGUACGAGAAUAUGCUCGAGGAGGCGAGGCAAGAGAUCGAUGUUCUUGUCAACGCGGUGGAGCAGACCAAGAAGGAGUUCGAGAGCUCGGUGGUGGACUGGGAGACGAGGGAAGCUGGUUUGGUUAGCCACGUGAAGAAGUUCGACGAAGAGGUUUCUUCGAUGGGGAAAGAGAUGGUUAGGUUGGGGAACCUGGUGAAGAGGACUAAAGAGGAAGCUGACGCGGCGUGGAAGAAAGAGUCUGAGAUGAGAGAUGGGUUGAAAGAGGUGGAAGACGAGGUGGUUUAUCUUCAGGAGACUCUAAGGGAAGAGAGAGCUGAGAGGUUGAAACUGAAUGAGAAGAUGUUGGAUAAAGAAACUGAGUUUCAGAGCGUUGUUCGUGAGAAUGAUUUGCUGAGAGUGAAGCAGGAGGGUUCUUUGAAGAGGAUUGAUGAGUUAGAGGAAGCAUUGGCCAAGAAAGAUAGAGGUGAGGUCAGUGAGAGCGAGAAGGAGUAUGAUUUGCUUCCGAAUGUGGUUGAGUUCUCUGAGGAGAAUGGUCAUAGAAGUGGUGCAGAAGAGAAGAAGGAUGAUAGUAGAGUUGAAGUUGAGUUUAAAAUGUGGGAAAGUUGUGAGAUUGAGAAGAAAGAAGCUUUCCAUAAAGGGAAAGAGGAUCCAAAAGAAGAAGUGGAAGACGAAAGAGAGAAAACCUCACCGGAAAACUUGAAAGAAAGAAGAGAAGAGCAGGUGGUGAAUGAGGAGAAGGAGAAGAAGAUUAAGAAGAAGACUCUGUUUGGUAAAGUUGGGAACCUUCUCAAGAAGAAAGGACCACCUGUGAAUCAGAGAUGAAAUGAAAACAUCUCUUUGAUUUUUUACUACAGUUUUUUUUUGUGGUAUUGAUUAUUACAUAAUGCAGAUACACAUCUCUCUUCAUCAUGUUGACUUCUUCCUAUUAUGUGUUGUUAUAUUUUCUUGUUUUGGGUUUAUGGCUUUCUGAAAUAGGGUUUUGUGUUCAGUUGUUUGGUUAUGAUUCUUUUCUUUUUUA